CCGUUUUAUUGCAUUGCACAUGUACAAGGGAUAAAUGGAUAAACAUGGAGAGAGAUUUGCGUGGAAUUAUAUCCAAUAUGCUUUUAAUGCGAAAUAUUUAAAUGGUACUUAGUAGUUAAUAGUGACACUGAAUUUAAUAAAGUUCCCUUGUAAGAAUUUUUAAUAUAAAAAUAUUAGAAGAUCAAAGGAGUAGGAACACUGUAUUUCUUUCCUUCAAAGCAUCUCCAUGAUUGUCUAACAGAGGCUUGACAAAAGGAAUGUUCCACAAUGAAAAAGUGACAUUUGAAUCUUCUCCACAUGUACUUCAAUUUGUAAAAGGGAACAUCUUGGUCCUGUUGCCAUAAAUAUAAGUAAUACAGGAGAACUCUUUCUCCUUAUCUGGAAGUAUGGUAAAGUGAAUUUUUUUCUAGCUACACUUACCUUGGUAUCUGGAUGAUGAAGACAAAUGAUGCAUUAGCGCUUUCGACAUGAGAUUCUUAUCGAGCGAUGGUGUUUAAGGAAGUAAACAUCUGAUUUCUUGUAGAGUUUGUUGAAAAGCUGUAUGCAGAGUGAAAAUAAAUCAUUCGGAUAUCUCUGCUACAAAAGAGUAGUUGCUGCGGUUGCAAAAAAUUUCAGUUGAUAAGUGAAGGUUCUUCUGAUGUGUUUUAUUGCUGCUACAAUUAUAUCCUUCUGCUGCUUAUUCAGGAUUAAAAGAAAUGGAUGAUAAGGUAUCAAGCUGGUAAAGUGGGGUCCAUAUGAGGGUGAACUGCAACUGUUAAAUUAAAAGACAGCUCCAACAUUCUCUCUGUUCCUGAUGUCUUCUGCUGAAUUAAGGUCUCGCCACAGUUCUAGAAAUGCAAAAAGAGAGUCACGGGAUCCUUCAGGCUGCAAGGAAUUUAAACUUCAUGAAUGUGAGAAAGAUAAUUCACAUGAACUUUUAAGCACGGUAGAGCCUGAGCUCAAAGUCUAUAGCUCAGAGAGUGUUGAUAUUCUGAAAUUAUGCGGGGAAAACCAAUUGAUCGAGGAGUUCUAUUCUCAAACAUAUUGUGAUGAUGUUGCAAAGCUAGACCACCAGCUCAAAGGCUACAAUUCCUCUGCAUAUAGUUACAAAGAUACACCAUCACUCAUGCUCGAAAAUGUGGUAGGUGAUGGUUCACAGAAAACACCAGUAAAGACGGAUGCCGCAGGAUUUAUGGACUUUGAAUAUUACAGCCCCCUUGAACCUGGAGACACCAAAAAAGCUUGUUCUAAACUGGACUCUGAAUGGAUUGGAGUAGAGAAGGCGGAACCAUGGUGGCGUGCAGCUGAUAAGGAGUUAGCUGCCUCAGGUUCUCCCAGGUCAUCUGGACGUAUUGCGAAUUCCGAUCUUUCAUGGCGUCAGUGUUUGGAAAGUGAGUCAUAUAAUUGUUCUCAGUGGUCUAACCAGGUUAGUAUGACAGAGGUGGAGUCUCUGGUUACUCCUUAUUGUUAUCCAGGACAACAUCCUUCACAAAGCCAACAGAAGAUACUGCGUGUUAGCAAAGGGUGCUCGAGACGUGGUUUAGGGCAGCUAGUAAGUGGUGAUGACAAUUUAAGUACUGCCAACAUCCUCUCAGCAGAAACCCAACCAGGAUCAAGCGAUCUCAGCAAAGGACAGCUGUUAGAAGCACUGUGUCAUUCUCAAACCCGUGCAAGAGAGGCCGAACAACUGGCACAGCAAGCCUACAAUGAGAAGGAACACGUGAUCAAGCUAUUCUUCAGACAGGCUUCUCACCUCUUUGCUUACCGGCAGUGGCUUCAAAUUUUGCAGCUUGAAGCUCUUGUUCUCCAGCUCAGGAAUAAAGAUGAGCAAAAUUCCGUCAACUAUUCGCCUUUCUUUCCCGUUAUCCUAAACAAAGGCAGGAAACUGAAGAAGUGUAGAUAUAAUAAGCCUAUUAAGAGGAAGCCAGGAAAGGGAAAAGGCAAGAUAAACAAGUCUGCUAUAGCUUUUGCCUUGGGUUUGAGUCUUGCUGGUGCUGGUUUGCUACUUGGUUGGACCAUGGGAUUGCUAUUUCCUGCUUUCUAAACUAUCUCUGGUUUACUAUAUGACAUUCAUCACAUCUUCUCUCUAUUCACACGUGUUGCUAAAUUUAGCAUAUGUAUGUUCCAAUGUGUUUUCCAAUCAGAUUAUUCUAGUAGGUAGGAUUGCCCAUUCUGUAAAUAUAUGACUACUACGCCUUAAUCCCAAACGCAUUCUCUGUAAAUAUAGUUGAGCUACACUAUAGUAUAUAUGUUGUGUGUGUUUUCCUA
Messenger RNA from Lycium ferocissimum, 2247 nucleotides. RefSeq lists its product as uncharacterized. The record is from RefSeq and is a predicted model, not a curated record. NCBI's taxonomy places the organism in Eukaryota, Viridiplantae, Streptophyta, Magnoliopsida, Solanales, Solanaceae. The transcript is spliced from 4 exons. The coding region runs from base 794 to 2023 and encodes 409 amino acids.